Messenger RNA from Oreochromis niloticus (Nile tilapia), 2659 nucleotides. RefSeq names its product heparan sulfate glucosamine 3-O-sulfotransferase 5. The transcript is spliced from 6 exons. Gene Ontology annotation, molecular function: [heparan sulfate]-glucosamine 3-sulfotransferase activity. NCBI's taxonomy places the organism in Eukaryota, Metazoa, Chordata, Actinopteri, Cichliformes, Cichlidae. Bases 713 to 1750 code for a protein of 345 amino acids. The record is from RefSeq and is a predicted model, not a curated record.
CUCCCUCACCCUCCUCCUCCUUCAGAAAUACGCCCCGGCUCCGUCCGUGCCGCCUGGACCAGUCAGCAGCGGUACGGGGUGAGCUCCACGCGUCUCCGCGGCGGAAUUGCUAGUGAAGGGCACCGCGAUGAGCGUGGACUUCAGAAAAGGCUUCGACUCAUAGGGAUCCGCGUAAAACGAGAGGAGAGCUGACGCUGUGCUCACUGACGGACGCAGGCUGAGAGUUCCGUUCUGCGUGUUUUUAUGAUUAUUAUUUUUAAUCUCGCACCUGCUCACCCGCGCUUAGCGGAACAUCCCGAGUCGGAGCCAACUUGCACUACCGCACUUGCCGGUAGUUGUCCCGUAAGGAGCCGAACCUGCGAGCUUACGGGGGAUGCUGAGAGGGUUUCUGAUCUCCGUUACUGCUCCUGCUGAGCGCCGGGCUGGAAGGGUAGCUGGCGUGUCCUGGGGAGGAUGCUGAACAGGGGAGUGAUUUGCUGAUACGUCAUAUACUGCAGAAUGAAAUGGCAUUUUAUCAAAUUACCCCAACAGAAUUCUUCAGCCAGGAAAAAGUGCUUAAAAGUGAAGACAUCCGUCUGAAGUGCAGAUAGUCAGCGAAAAGAUACUGGAGCAACGUGAGUACAUAAAGAAGUAUCCAGGUGCAAUACACCAGCUCUGGCAGUCAUGAGGAAUAGAGGGCUGAAGUCACAGUCCUGAAGAUUGAUGGAGGGCCAUGCUAUUCAAACAGCAGGCAUUGCUGAGACAGAAGCUCUUCGUUUUGGGCAGCCUUGCUAUCGGAAGUGUCCUCUAUCUCGUGGCCAGGGUUGGGACUUUGGAUAGGCUACAGCCCAUUUGCCCAGUUGACAGCAGACUGCCCACCCCUGAACCAGAGCAAAUUCCUCUCCGCACUCUGCAGUUUAAGCGUGGCCUCCUACAUGAAAUCCGUAAGGGCAAUGCCACCAAAGAGCAAAUUCGCCUGCACAACCUGGUCCAGCAACUGCCUCAGGCCAUUAUCAUCGGGGUGCGAAAAGGUGGCACCCGUGCCCUGCUGGAAAUGCUCAACCUGCAUCCAGCAGUUGUCAAGGCUUCACAAGAGAUCCACUUCUUUGACAAUGACCAAAAUUACGCUCGUGGCAUCGACUGGUACAGGGGGAAAAUGCCCUUCUCCUUCCCUCAACAGAUCACCAUUGAAAAGAGCCCUGCUUACUUCAUCACAGAGGAAGUCCCUGAACGGAUAUUCAAGAUGAACUCUUCCAUCAAGCUGCUAAUCAUCGUGCGCGAGCCUACCACCAGAGCUGUGUCAGACUAUACCCAAGUGCUGGAGGGCAAGGAGCGCAAAAACAAGACCUACCACAAGUUUGAGAAGCUGGUCAUUGACACCAACACCUGCGAGGUGAACACGAAAUACAAAGCAGUCCGGACCAGCAUCUACACCAAACAUUUGGAGCGUUGGUUGAAGUACUUUCCCGUGGAGCAGUUUCACAUUGUGGAUGGAGAUCGCCUUAUUACAGACCCGCUGCCAGAGCUGCAGCUUGUUGAGCGCUUCCUUAACCUCCCCUCCAGGAUCAGCCAGUAUAACCUGUACUUCAAUGCCACCAGGGGAUUUUACUGUCUGCGAUUUAACAUUGUCUUUAACAAGUGCCUGGCAGGCAGCAAGGGCCGCACCCAUCCGGAGGUGGACCCAUCAGUAGUGACUAAACUGCAAAAAUUCUUUCAUCCCUUCAAUCAGAAGUUUUACCAGAUCACUGGUAGGACAUUCAACUGGCCAUGAUGAGCUCAAACUCCUCUGAUGAGAUUCUCUGAAUUGGUGUUUAUUUAAAAAUGCCAAAUUCUGGGACCUCAAAAGACAUUAAUAGCACUUUGAUGGCAUUUAAUACCAGGAUGACAGUGUGACCAAAUAUAAAAGGAACUUGAUGUAAAUUUGUUUUCAAACGUGUGAAAGAAAAAAAGAACAAAAUAGUUCCAUGGUUUGACUAAAAGCUGCAGUUCAAAGCACUUGAUCUUGCAAAUGAACUCACCUGUCUGUCAAUGUUUUCCCCAUGUAGAGAAAAAAAACAGUGCUGAGCUGUGUGAUUAACUAAAGAGAUUAUUUUUAAGAGACUAUCAAACACUGACAUUCAUGCUGUUAAGAUAAGCUAUAAGUGUGAUGCUUUUUUUCAUGAAAAAACACCUUCAAAACCGAACAGAAAAUGUUCAUCAUUCCUUAUUGUGGUGUUUACCUGGCCAAAACUGCAUGUGAAAUCCAGUUGCCGGUAUAACACAGUAGUCUUUUGUGUUUGCUCAUUGUGUUUUAUUUAACGCCCGCUGUGAUCAGUCCUUUAGAAGGUGGCCUCCUUUAGUUUUUAACAUAGUACCUAGUCUGUAGAACAGACUGGCUUAUCAGAAUAGGUAUAAGUGUUGCAAGCUUGGCUGUCACCAUGUCCAAAACCUUUAAAGCAUUUAAGACUUGAGCUUGUGUUAUUAAAUGUAAGUAUGCUGUUCUUUUCCCCUUUCUCAGCUUUCUCAUUGGGUUACCAACACUUAGUGGAGAAAAGAAGGUGUCCUCUGAUGAUUCAUGUCAAACCAGCUGUUUGUUCUAUGCUGAUUUUUUUUUUUUAAAAAGAAGUCUGUUCUGUGCAAAUAUUCAUUCUGUAUCAUAAGUGUGUUGUUAAAUUAAUAGAAUGUGUAAACAUUUGUGAGA